GACUCACAUUUCACAACCCAAAAGCUUUGAUCUUUUUUUCUUCCCCAAAUUUCUCAGAAAUGGGGAUUUCAUGGAGCAGCAGCAGAAGGAGAAACAACUAUUACCAAAACCCACCACCGCCUCAGCCGCCACCGCCGCCACGUCAACUCCAUUACAUCUCAAGUUCUCAUCCUUAUUACUCAUCAGAACAUGCCUCUCUUUCUCCACCGCCACCGCCACCGCCACCUCCACCUCCACCUCCACCUCCACCUCCUCCUCCACCGCCACCUGGUCCUCUGGUUUCUGCCUCUUCUUCUUCUUCCUCUUUUUCUUUUACUUCAAAUAAUAACCACCCAUAUGCCAAUUCCGCCACGCCUUACACUCCACAAGGACCGCAGCCCAGAGCUCCUUACCCCACCCACCCUCUUCCUUUCCCGCCUCCGCCGCCGCAAACCCAUUACAGCUACGGCCAAUACAACUCCUGCAACCAUGGGAAUUCCAUGAUGGGGCGCUUCAGUUACAAUUACAAUUACAAUUACCAGCGGCCUUAUAAUUAUGGUGCCAGUCAGAGUAAUGGGUGGCCCGCAGUUCGGCCUCCGCCUCCGCCUCCGCCGCCUUACGUUGAGCAUCAGAACGCCAAGAAGGUUAAGAACGAUGUCAACGUGCGUAAGGACACGUUGAGGCUUGAGAUUGAUGAGCUGAACCCUGAUCAGCAUUUAGUGUCUUUCGUUUUUGACGCCAUGUAUGAUGGGAGCGUCACGGUUUUCUACUUUGCCAAGGAAGAGCCAGAGUGUAGGUUUGUUCCACUAUUUCCUGAAGCAUUUAUACCGGUGAGAGUUCCCUUUCAGAAGGGUCUUGGCCAAAAAUUUCGUCAGCCCUCAGGAACAGGCAUUGAUUUAGGCUUCUUUGAGUUGGAUGAUCUUUCAAAACCAUCACCUGGAGAAGAUGUAUUUCCCCUUGUGAUAUCUGCUGAAACAUGUUUGUCACCUGAUUCAACAGAUGAGCAUGUUGGUGAGCCUGCCCCAGAUGCUUCCCCUCGUAUGCAGAUUACUCAAGCUGUACUGGAAAAGAACAAUGGUGACCAUUUCCAAGUGAAAGUAAUUAGGCAGAUACUGUGGAUUGAUGAAGUUCGGUAUGAGCUACGUGAGAUAUAUGGAAUAGGAACCUCGACAGUGGAAAGCUUUGAUGACACUGAACCAGGGAAGGAAUGUGUGAUAUGCAUGACUGAGCCUAAGGACACUGCUGUGUUACCUUGUCGACAUAUGUGUAUGUGCACUGACUGUGCAAAGAAUUGCGGAUACAAUCCAAUAAAUGCCCUAUCUGCCGUCAACCCAUUGAGGAACUUAUAGAGAUCAAGAUAAAUAAAAGUGAGCAAUGAAGAUGCUUGUUUCUCCAUACUACGUGGAUUGUGGUAUGACUAUCGAAUUCUUUUUAUCUGUGUGUUUUCACUUGUAUAAAGGCAUUUUUGUUUGUUUUGUUUUGUAUAUUGUAAUUGCUACGUUGCUUUCUAAUAUUCAUGUGACUAUCUUUACAUA
Molecule: messenger RNA, 1514 nt
Organism: Pyrus x bretschneideri (Chinese white pear)
Lineage: Eukaryota; Viridiplantae; Streptophyta; Magnoliopsida; Rosales; Rosaceae
Product: probable E3 ubiquitin-protein ligase LUL4
Biological process (GO): protein ubiquitination
Molecular function (GO): ubiquitin protein ligase activity
Source: RefSeq, a predicted model, not a curated record